Messenger RNA from Drosophila serrata, 1957 nucleotides. RefSeq names its product Heparan sulfate 2-O-sulfotransferase (gene Hs2st). Lineage: Eukaryota; Metazoa; Arthropoda; Insecta; Diptera; Drosophilidae. Gene Ontology annotation, cellular component: membrane. Gene Ontology annotation, molecular function: heparan sulfate 2-sulfotransferase activity. The record is from RefSeq and is a predicted model, not a curated record.
AGUGCCUUAAUUACAAAAUAAAUGAAAAAUUAAAGAUCUCUUCCAUGUUCCUUUUAACUACCGUUCCUUUUCAACGCUAACUCAUCGACGCUAAUUUGACAGACAAAAAAAAGUUAUAAAACCAAGGGAUUGCGAUUUUAUUCUAAACUUCUUUAAAACCGGCGUACUGUCAGAAAAGGCGGCAGUCAGGAUUUUGUAGUGACUGUUCGAUAAAUUCUAUCUGCCAGAACCGAUAAGGACUGGUUACACUGGUCAUCAGCUGAUUGCGCUCGUUUGACAACACUGACAACGAAGCAAUUCCAGAAAAAUUGGAAAACAAUGCAAAACAAGGAAUUGCGGCGAAGCGACCGCUAAAAAUGAGCUGCAGACUUCGCCAGUAGUGCAAACUAGAUAAGGAGCCAUGUUUAGGAAACUGCUCAGGAUGUGGGUGCUGCUGCGUCCCACCCACUGGCUGCUCUUGAUUGCCCUGUGCGUGCUCACCUGCGCUGGAUACUGGUUGCUUUGGUCGGAAGUUCGCUUCGAACACGCAGCCUUUAAGCCACUGUCCAAGCUAACCGCCAGUGGCAGCACCCUGGGAGAUGGACAUGCUUCGCCCGCAGACGACUUUGACUACGAUGCGGAUCUAGUGGUGCUGUAUAACCGCGUGCCAAAGACAGGGUCCACCAGCUUCGUGAACAUUGCCUACGACCUGUGCAAGCUAAACAAAUUCCACGUCCUGCACAUCAAUGUAACUGCCAACAUGCACGUCCUGUCGCUGCCAAACCAGAUACAGUUCGUGCGCAACGUGUCCCGGUGGCACGAGAUGAGACCAGCCCUCUUUCAUGGCCACAUGGCGUUCUUGGACUUCUCCAAGUUCCAAAUCGCCCAGAAACCCAUCUACAUAAACUUAGUGCGUAAGCCCCUGGACAGACUUGUCUCCUACUAUUACUUCCUUCGCUUCGGCGACAACUACAGACCGAAUUUAGUGCGCAAGAAGGCGGGCAAUAAAAUAACCUUCGACGAGUGCGUGGUGCAGAAACAACCAGACUGUGAUCCCAAGAACAUGUGGCUGCAAAUCCCUUUCUUUUGCGGCCAUGCAGCCGAGUGCUGGGAGCCCGGCAGCACUUGGGCCCUGGAGCAGGCUAAGCACAAUCUGGUCAACGAGUACUUUCUAGUCGGCGUCACCGAGCAAAUGUACGAAUUUGUCGAUCUCCUAGAGAGGUCACUUCCAAGAAUUUUCCAUGGCUUUCGCGAGCACUAUCAAAACUCAAAUAAAUCUCAUCUCCGAGUUACCUCAUCCAAGCUGCCACCGAGCGAGCUCACAAUUCAAGCAAUUCAAAAGACAAAAAUCUGGCAAAUGGAAAACGAUCUCUACGAGUUUGCACUCGCCCAGUUCGAGUUUAACAAGAAGAAGCUAAUGCAGCCGGACAACAAGCACCUGCAGAGGUUCAUGUACGAAAAGAUACGGCCAAAAUGAUUGCAGAGGCGUCGCCGUCGGAGCCGCGGACCCAGACUCAGGUCCCUGACUCGUGUGUAGUGAACAGGCUCUUAUGUUUGUAUUGUAAAUACGCGCAAUUCCCCCUGAGAUUUGAUCCUGUACUUAAAGGGCAACCUUAACUCUUAAGCGACACUAAAGACUUUAGCAGUGAAUAUCGUUGGCAUAUUUAAUAAUCGAACCUUUGGUACAUACAUACGUAGUGUAAAACCGGAGAACACGCUUCUCUAUUUGAAUGUAAGUAAGCAAUAUCUAGCAACAAUUGUCUGCACAAUAUCUCUUGGUUUAGUCAAAUGUACGUUUUAUACUCGACAAUACAGAUAAUGAAUACGGAGUAAUUCGAUGUAUGCAUAAGUUUAUUCACACAGAUAGUUGACAUAGACCUAAGACCACACUCAAUAAUUGUAACUGUCAUAAUAGGGUAGGCUUAGAACGAUCAAAUGAAUUUGACAUUCAAAUUAAAUGCAUGUAAAUAGUGGAUAA